AUGUCCCCUGCAAAUUCUUCCGCCAAGGAGCCUGUCAAGCAGGGUAACUGCAAGUUUGGAGCGAAAUGCGCUUUGGCACAUAUCCUACCCGAUGGCCGCCGGGUGAACAGGCCCAACGUAGGCAUGGGUGGCGGGGGAAACCUCAACCUGGGCGGCCGUGUUCAUUUCCCUCCCUAUCACCCGCAGGAUUCUGUUCUUGCAAAUUCGCUGUUGUCGCAGCAGCAACAGCAGCAGCAGCAGCAGCAGCAAAUUAACGGCCAUGGCUCUCGACUGUAUCCUUACCAAGAGGAAAUGCACAUGAUGCAUGACCAGACUUUACCCCCACCACCACCGCAACAGGUAUACGGUAACAUUCCAAUGAUCGAUGCUGGCUUUGAUACCAGCUCGAAAUAUGGCUCUCCGCCCGAAGAUGGUCGGCAUGCGAUGUCUCCAAUUGGUCGUUCUGCGCUGGAUGCCCCGCUUCCGGCCUCGUUUGAUAGCCAGGGAAUAUCCUACAUUGCCCGCCAUGGACCUGUCGCUUCCUCCGUCCCAUCGCGAUUUGGCUUUGAUCUGUCACCGACGCUGUCUCACAAGCCAGAUGUACUCCGCAAUCUCCAUGAGCCCACAUUCAGCUCGGAUUUGAAGAAAUUCUCCACUCUUAGUUGCUCCCCGGUUUUGAGUGGAGAUGAAAGUACUACAGCACGCAUAAUGCACUCCCAGCGUGUAUCAAGGCCCAAGAUGCUGUCAGCCAGUCUUCCUCGACCAACUGUUCUGGACGACUGGGAUGAUAAUUUUGCCAUGGAAGAGGAUUACCUGCCUACAAAUCUUCAUGAUGAUGUACUAACACCGCAAGAGAAGAUGCGCCGACUUUCGCGUACAGAAAGUGACCAUCAUAGCUUGAGAGAUUUGACCGGAUUAGGGCUGCCACUCGCUGGAACUACUAAAGUGGGCUCACCUUUGGCAUCCAGUCCCUCCCGAUUCGGCGCGCUCUUCGCCAAACAACGCCAAAGAAAAGAGGAAGAGGGCCAGUCAGCGCUAGGCCACGUUGGAUCACCCCUUCGUGAUCCAGCACUCAGCAUGCGCUCCAGUCCCGGUAUUCGCCCAAUAGGCAGCCGUCCUAGCUCAGGAGACAUCUCUCCAUUUAUUUCCAGUCCCAGCCGUCAGUCAUCAAUGUCAAUGAUCACACAACAACUGAGUGGCACAUCAUUACACCCCAGUUCUGCACGCCAUGUGUCCGCAUCUCGUCUCGAUCGCGCCAUAUCGUCGCCUGUGAGCACCAGCCGGAUUGAUGAGGAACAGGUAGACUUGGUAUUUUCCAUGGAAGAAGAGGAGAACAAGCGAAACAAUUCUGCCUGGGCCGUAAAUAAGGCCGUUGCCGCAGAGGGAUCUGCUACUUCUCGAGAGCCCGAUACUUCUGCCGCCACUACCUCGACCCCCAAGGACAUUGUGUAUAAGAAACGCGGUUAG
This is a messenger RNA of Ophidiomyces ophidiicola, 1446 nucleotides long. RefSeq lists its product as uncharacterized. Lineage: Eukaryota; Fungi; Ascomycota; Eurotiomycetes; Onygenales; Onygenaceae. Bases 1 to 1446 code for a protein of 481 amino acids. The record is from RefSeq and is a predicted model, not a curated record. The transcript is spliced from 2 exons.